UUGCGAGAAGGAUGGGAUCAAAAACCAAACUCCAAAAUAACUCGUCAAAAAUUUACACCCUUACUUCAAAUUCAGAAGGGCUCACGAAAGCCUCUCUUUUGUCCAACGGUCCACGUCGGUUGCUUCUACCUCCGACCAAAAGCUCGCCUCCCCUCCCCUCACCUCCAAUAAGAAAAAAACUCCCGUCUUUUGAGGAGUUUGUUCUCUCCUUUGCUCGUCUCCCCCGCCACCCCCUCUCUCUCUCUCUCUUAAAACGAUCCGGCGGACUCGGAGAGGACCAAAGAUCGCUGCUUUAUUUCCGUCCCUUUUAGAGCGGAGGCACCUCCAUUCCUCUCCCGUGCUGCCGUCUGCUUUAGUUUUCGGAUUUGGGCAAUCAGGCGGUGGGGAUGGACGGAUUGAGGUUGAUUAGAGGAAUCGCGGCGCCGGGGUUUGCCGUCGGGGUCGACGCCCGCGGCCACCAUCACCAUCCGCCGGCGAAGGUGAGCGCGGUGGCGCCGCGCGGCGCCGGCGGCGGUGGGAGCGCGGUGGAGACGACGGCGGUGCCGUCGCAGCAGUCGUACUUGUUCCCGCGGCCGCUGCGGAGGCUGUGGCCUGGAGCAGGAGGAGGAGGAUUGGAGGCGGGACGCGAAGAGAUUGUCGUGGAAGAGAAAACGGGUGGCGAGGAGGAGGCGGUGGCGGAGGCGGCGGCGGCUGCGGUGAACCGGCGGAGGGGGAAUUGGGUGCUGAAUAUACUGCGGGUGCGGUCGCUGUGGGCGGAGGAGGGAGAGGGGGAAAGAAUGGUAGAGGAGAGAGAGGAGGAGGAGAAGGUGAUGGACGGGGAUGAUCCGGCGGUGGCGGCCGUGGACGAGGGGGAUCGGUGCGUCGGGUGCGGCGGUGCGGAUGACUCGGAGGGGUGCGUCGUUGGAGAAGGAAAUGAGGAGCCGAUGGUGUUCGAUAGGGAGUCCUUCUCGAGGUUGCUCCGGAAGGUAUCGCUGGCGGAGGUGGAGAUCUAUGCGAAGAUGUCGUACCUCGGCAACCUCGCCUAUAUCAUACCCAAGAUGAAGCCUAUGAAUCUCCUGAAAUUCCAUGGAUUACGAUUUGUGACUUCAUCAUUGGAGAAAAGAGGCAAGUCUUCAGGUUCUGAUAAGGAUCAGAUGCCAUCUCCAGAUGAAGAACCAAAAGAGGAGAAUGAUGAGGGAGAGGAGAAUAGGAAACAGCAAGAAAAUAGUUUGGGGAUAAGCGCUUCUACUGCAUACCAGAUUGCAGCAUCUGCUGCCUCUUAUCUACAAUCUCAGACAAUGGGCAUUCUUCCAUUCAGGUCUAAAAUGGCAGAGAGGGGAAAGGAUUCAACUGAAGAAGGCGGAGAAGAUGAAGUAGAAGAUGGUAUUGCAAGUUCUGAGGAGGCCUCGUUUGUGGCCACUACAAAUUCAGUCACCGCCAUGGUUGCUGGGAAGGAGGAGAUGAAAGAAGCUGUUGCCAAAGACUUGAACUCGUCGCAGUCCUCACCUUGUGAGUGGUUUAUUUGUGAUGAUGAUAGCAGUGGUACAAGAUACUUUUCUAUUCAGGGUUCCGAGUCACUGGCUUCUUGGCAAGUAAAUCUUCUAUUUGAACCUAUUCAGUUUGAGGGACUGGAUGUACUUGUACAUAGAGGUAUCUAUGAGGCUGCCAAGGGGAUUUAUCAACAGAUGUUGCCAGAAAUUCAAUCUCACUUAAAAUCUCGUGGUAACUCUGCAACUCUCCGGUUCACUGGCCAUUCUCUUGGUGGAAGCCUUGCAUUGCUUGUGAAUCUCAUGUUAUUGAUACGGGGAGAAGCACCUGCCUCAUCCUUACUGCCUGUUAUAACAUUUGGUGCACCAUUCAUCAUGUGCGGAGGUGAUUACUUGCUUCAGAAAUUGGGAUUGCCAAAAAGUCAUGUCCAAGCCAUAGCAAUGCACAGAGAUAUCGUUCCUCGAGCCUUCUCUUGCAACUACCCAGAUCAUGUAGCUAAGAUUCUGAAGGCCAUCAAUGGAAACUUCCGCAAUCAUCCAUGUCUCAAUAACAAGAAGAUGUUGUAUGCUCCCAUGGGGAAGCUUUUGAUACUGCAACCUGAAGAAAAAUUUUCCCCAUAUCACCAUCUUCUUCCCCCAGGCAGUGGCCUCUACCUCUUGGGCAAUUCAUUAGUGGAUUCAGAUGAUUCGGCAAGACUGUUGCAGGCUGCACAGUCUGCAUUCCUCAACACGCCACACCCACUUGAAAUCCUAAGUGAUCGGUCUGCAUAUGGGUCUGAAGGGACAAUUUACAGAGACCAUGACAUGAAUUCCUACAUGAGGUCAGUCCACGGAGUGAUCCAUCAGGAGCUCAAGCUCAUCAGGAAGGCAAAGAGGGAACAACGUCGCCAAGUGUGGUGGCCUCUUGUAGCCACACAAGACCUCCAUGCUAAUAUGACCACAGGACAGUGUGCUGGACCAUCCAAUUCCUCCGAACACCAUUUCAGCUUUGCUGGUGUGUUCCAUGGGGGAAGAGAAACACUGAAGCGAUUUGGGAGGCUGCUUGCAUCUCAGCAUGUGCAAAUGCUAGUUGUUCUCUUGUUCCCAGCGAGGCUGUUGCUUCUAGGGACGUUGUCUAUUAUUAAUUUCAGAUGACUAGAAGUUGGUUUUGUGGGUGUAAUUUGUUAAAGGGGUUCAUUCUUUAUUUAUUGGUCUGCUCAAACAUUCCUUCAAUUAAAGCAAGUUGGAAUGGAAAAAGAAAAUGAAAAAGAAAAAGAUUCAUUCAUUGUCAACAAAAUCAGUGGACAUGUAUCAGCAGAAAUAUCUUUCAUUGUUUGUUUGUUUGUGACGGUAAGAGAGAUCCGAUUAAUAAAUAGCACAAGGUAGAUGGUCGGGUUAGUUUU
This is a messenger RNA of Phoenix dactylifera (date palm), 2848 nucleotides long. Its product is annotated as alpha/beta-Hydrolases superfamily protein. NCBI's taxonomy places the organism in Eukaryota, Viridiplantae, Streptophyta, Magnoliopsida, Arecales, Arecaceae. Gene Ontology annotation, molecular function: glycerophospholipid phospholipase A1 activity. The record is from RefSeq and is a predicted model, not a curated record. Gene Ontology annotation, biological process: lipid metabolic process.